CGAGCGGAGAAAACCUCUUUUCUCCGUCUUCUCCAUCUAUCGCGCUCAACUAGCUAACGGUAAAGACAGGAGCAUCUCUCAAUGGCAUAACAACAAACAAAGUCAUUCUAUCCCUCCAUGGACUACCACGCUUAUCCCCACUAUUGCUCAUGUGACCCCUUCUGCUUUCUGUGACUCCCGUGCGAACAAAGGAAAGACCAACUCCUGUUGUCCAUAGCCUCCGGUAUUCCUCAUGGCCUUUUCGUUUUCCUUCCAGUGGAUACACUGCUCCGGGACUCCCGUGCAUUCCCGCGGCCGAAGUGCUUUGCCCAAAAGCCAAACUGCGCGGGCGGAAACCAGAGCGCACCCGAAGCCAGAGUGCACCCGAAACCAAAACUCACUCUCAGAGACUACCCGGGCAAACAGACGAACAAGCUGUUGGAAAUCCCGAGAUGCUGCUCGGCAUACUCGUACCUUCUCCUACCACCACCCCCCUUCCCCCGUUCCUUUCCUCCACUGUUUGUUUGUUUCGUUCAUUCGCGAAGUGGUUUCUCUGCUCACACUCUAGUUAGCUUUCCUUUAUUAGUUUCCGGGAGCGUGCUUUAGUUCCGGGCGCACUCUGGCUUCGGCCGCACAGGGUUCGGAAUCCGCCGGGAGGCGCGGAAGGAAAGGAGCGUGCAGGAGGAGGAGCGUGGAGGCAGCGCAGGCACAAAAGGACGGUGCGCAAGGACAGCGUGGAGACAGUGGGGGCUGGAAGGAAGGUGGCGGUCAAGUCCGUCUUUCCUUUGUUAGCGGUUUGUUUGCGAGUUGGGGAGGAUAGAAAGACUAAGCGAGAAAGAUUGGAGAGCAUCGUGAAGUUUGUUCUUUUGUUAGCUUGUGUUUGCUAGUAUGUGGGGGACUUACCUGGGGGGGGAGGACCGGAGGACUUGGUUUGUAGGUUUGUCGUUUAUCGCUGUCAUGAUAUAUACUCCUGUCCCUACCGUUAGUUGAUGUUAGGUGGUUGCGCGCAAUAGUGAGC
Tuber aestivum (summer truffle) is the source of this 997-nucleotide messenger RNA. NCBI's taxonomy places the organism in Eukaryota, Fungi, Ascomycota, Pezizomycetes, Pezizales, Tuberaceae. The record is from the annotation of a GenBank genome assembly.